AUAAGUAGUUGAUGCGUUAUAUCUCUUGGAGCUCGUCACGAAGCGAGUCUUUGUUUACCUCACCGAAGAAGCUUCCAAUUAAAAACAUGUUUGGCAACUUUUUUAAAAUCUAUAUCCCCGGGAUCGUUUCACUGUUAUUUAGUUUACAGAGUGCAGCUUCAUUCGAUUCUAAAUCAUGCUUAAGUCCAAACAUAAUUGAGCGAGCUCAGUGGGGAGCUCGGUCACCCGCAAGUCUCAAUUACUUGGUUACACCUUUGCUCUACGCUGUGAUACACCACACGGUCACUCCGGAAUGCAACAGGUUUAGCGAAUGCGCCGAUAUUGUCAGAAGUAUACAAAAUCAUCACAUGAAUGAUCUUGGGUGGGAUGACAUUGGCUAUUCAUUUAUGGUGGGAGGAGACGGCAAUGUUUAUGAAGGAACCGGUUGGUCUACAGAAGGUGCACACACCUUAGGAUAUAACAGAAAAUCCAUUGGCAUUGCUUUCAUUGGCAACUUCCAGCAAUCAUAUCGGAAUUCGUCGCUUGAAAUCACUGUGGCCAAGGACGCGAAAGAAAAGAGUCUGCAAGCAGCGCAUGAUCUGAUCAUAUGUGGGAAGAACCUCGGCUACCUUCGUUCGAAUGUAAAGGUCAUUGGUGCUCGUCAAGUCAGUGCAACGGAAAGUCCCGGGAAUAAACUAUACGCUCACAUACAAAGUUGGCCCGAAUGGAGCGUAGUACCAAGAAGAGAGAACAUCUUUCCUUAAAAGCAAUAAAUAACAUUGUUUUCUUUUUUUUAUUUUUCAUCAAUUUUUAAUUUAUUUCAUGUUAUUUAAUCUUAUUAUAUACAAGACUGCAUUAAUCUAAACAUUCGUCUAUGAUACAUCAUAACAUAGGACAGAACGUGUCUUCGCAGAGAUAGUGAAUUUUGUCGGCAGCUUUCAAAAACGAUGUAGCAAACGUAAACAUAAAUACGAAUCUGUCCACAGAAUCAAAUGUGACGCGCGACUUAUUCAUUAUCUUUACAUAUCGUUAAAAAUAUUUACAAAUUCUAUGGCGUCUCCUGUGUGAUCGGUGCAUGCUAAGUGCUUGGUCUUCUAGAUCAAAGACUUGCAAUAGCUGCGAGACGCUGUGAGAACGCAUAGAACAUAAUGGCGGUGACCUUUAUUAACAUUUUCAUCGAUUCGAUGAGUAAAUGAUAAAAAUGUUUGAUUACAGAUUGAAAAAUAAAUACGAAAUUCGACCUGUUCGAAGUCUUUACUUUUAAUUUGAUUGAUAGAAAUAAAAAGAGGAAUGCUACUGGACUCGCAUUUAAAAUAAUAUUCGUCUAAUUUUACAAUAAUGAGUUGUUUGUCAAAUUUUUGUGUUGCGAAUUCGAAAUACAAUUAUUCAAUAAUCAACAAUUGUGGCUACUGCAAAGAGUGCGAACUUUACAAUUACUAUUAUUAUUUGAUUUCUAAUUCCAUUGUCGAUAAUAUCUAUUUUUCUCUGUAAAUAGUGUUUCGGCGACGCAAAAAUAAAUAACUGUUUAUUAAGCUUUCGUGUCGCAUAACUACGUAAAGAGUUUUCUAUGUACAGACGCAAAAAACUAAGAAGGAUUCGCACCGUUUUCAUCACAAUACCUGUACAUACAACUUUAUUAUCGCUUUCACCGCGAUUGCACCACCACGAAAAUACUUUAAUCUUUUCUUUCUCUCUCAGUUUACAAUCAUUAAUGCACCAUUAGUAAAUUAUUAAAAUGCUCGCUUCUAUACUCGCAAACACCUCGCUUAUGAAAUAAUCUCAUCAAACUUACACUUAUAAAAGGCCUCCGCCAAAAGUGAUUAUCACCUCAGAAUACAACUCUUAUUAUUACGUUGUUAUUACUUAAUUUCAUUUUAUUCAUUUUCAUUAAAUCAUGAUUCAAUUUUCGCGUAAGAAUGUCAUCCAACGUAAAUUUUAAACUCACACAUACUAAAAACUAUUUAUGCAUGUCGUGAUUUUUUGUUUUUUUUUGAUAAAGCAUUUUAAAAAAAUGAAAAAGCAAUUUUCCUCUAUUUAAAUUGCUACUUUGAUGGAUAUGAAAAAUAACAAGAUGUAUUUCAAAAUUUGUUCCAAAUGAAUUAUUGUUUUCAACAACGUACGUUCAAGCGUCACUUGCAUAUUAUUUUAAAUUUUAUGUUAGAAUCGUUUAAGUUUAUUUAGCCUUUACAUAUAUAGUAAAACACAUUCUGAACUUGAAGUAUUCUAAAUUUUCACACUAGUAAACUUUCAAUUUUAAAUAAUAAUGAAAGAUAUUUAUAAAAUAAUUACAGAUUAUAAGACACUAAAAAAGUUUGUCCAGACAUUUAAAAUGCUUUUGUACUGAAAUAAGUUUUGCAGUAUAAUCUUUUUUGUAGAAAAAAUUGUUGCAGUCUAUAUUUACUACUUUUUCAUACCCUCAAAGCAAAAGAAAAAAGAAGUUACUCUUUAGAUUCAAAAAAUAAUACUUUACCUACAUUUAUCUUCCAACAAUUGCGUUGGAAAAAGGAACGUAAUAAAGGGUUAAUUUCAUUCAGCGUAUGGUUUUCUUUGAACUGUUACCUAUCAGCUAAACUAUAUAAUACGUAAUUUGACGCAAAAGGAAAACAUAAGGAUCCUAAAAAGAAGAUUUUACAUAUUUUUGUAAAAUAUUAUUGCAUUGGCUUAUAAUAUUUAUAAUAAUUGUAAAAUGAAAAUAAAUAGCAAUUCGCUAUUUGUAUUUUAUCAAAUAAAAAUCAACUAAAAAAUGAGUCUCAUAGAGGGUGUUUUUCUCAAUCUCCGAUUCAGGAUCCAUCUUAACAACCUUCCCUAACUUUACGCCAAACUUCAAAGGUAAAGCUUCUUGAAGAAGAGAGAUUGCAAACAACAAGAGAUUCUUGACAGAUCAAUUUUCAUUGCUGAUUGAAAUCUUCUCGACAGUCGAUAUAAAGAAAACUACCCCUCUACAAGUUUGUGCAAAUUUAAGAAUGGCCGAGCUACCU
Messenger RNA from Phymastichus coffea, 2957 nucleotides. RefSeq names its product peptidoglycan-recognition protein 1-like. The transcript is spliced from 4 exons. Gene Ontology annotation, molecular function: zinc ion binding; N-acetylmuramoyl-L-alanine amidase activity. The record is from RefSeq and is a predicted model, not a curated record. Gene Ontology annotation, biological process: peptidoglycan catabolic process. Bases 12 to 743 code for a protein of 243 amino acids. NCBI's taxonomy places the organism in Eukaryota, Metazoa, Arthropoda, Insecta, Hymenoptera, Eulophidae.